AUGGAAACCUACGAACGCGAACAGAACGCCUGGCUCCAGGAAGAUGGGAGACUCGCAGAGUUCCUUGCAGCAAACCCUACAGCUCUCUUCUUCCGCUUAAUGUGGAUUGACUACUUUGGAAUCACCAGGGCGCGAAUGCUUCCCAGGUCUCACCUAUCCGACUUACAGCGAAGUAACAGCCCCCUAUCAGUCUCUCCCGGAGCUCUCAACGCCCCAUAUGUUCCAGAGAGCGGGAGAUUGCCACGACCAGGAGCUGCCAAGGUCCAUCCCGACUGGGAUUCUCUUCGACUGUGCAAGUUUGCUCCCAGCCACGCACAGAUGAUAUGCUAUAUUAGCGAAGAGUACGACGGCUCCUUCUUUGAGAAUGAUCCUAGGACCAUUCUUCAAAAAUCAAUCAUACGCGCAGAGUCUUACAAUUCGCGAAAAGUACUCGUGGGCUUUGAAACGGAGUUCUUCCUUUUGAAUCCAUCCACUACGCUGCCAACACCUAUUCAGAACGGGAACAAUUGCUGGAGUAUGGCUGGACUGAGAGGGAAGCAUUUAGCUGCGCUGGAGCAAAUGGUUAGGGUUUUGGAGCAAUCGGGUAUCCCAGUUCAACAAUUUCAUACCGAGAAUACAAAUGGGUUCUUCGAAAUUGCUACUUCACCAAUGAGUCCUAUGGAAGCAGUAGAUGCCUUGAUCUACACACACGAGACCAUUAAAACAAUCGCAGUUGCACAUGGAUUUCAAGCCACUGUCUUUCCCCAACCAAGUGACGUGGAAGUCUUCGCAGGCAUGCAUGCUCAUGUCUCAAUCACGCCUGCAGAUGAUGAAGACGCUUUUCUAGCUGGCAUGCUCCAACUUCUGCCCGAAAUCAUGGUCUUGGGAAUGUCGAAUUACGAUAGUCAUGUCCGGUUGAGAGAACUUUCGCAGACGACUGGUGAAUGGGUUAGUUGGGGGACAGAAUUCAGAGACGUUCCCGUGAGAAAAAUAUCUUCAGGUCAUUGGGAAAUUCGAUGUAUCGAUGGGACGGCAAAUAUGUAUCUCGUCUUGGGAGCAAUUUUGGGUGCCGGAUGUAAAGGUUUGGAGGAGAAAGCUCGCUUAAAGUGGAAGGACUGUCAGAGCUCUCCUGGGUUGAUGACUGAGGAAACCAGACUGGAUUAUGGUGUUGCUACUAGGCUACCCAAAUCGAUGAAGGAUGGCUUGGAGACUCUCAAGAACGGGGCUGAUGGGCUACAGAAGAUAUGUAGCAGAGGGUUUAUCGAUAAAUGGACACAUUUCAAGGGAAAGGAAGAAGAGGCAUGCUCUCAGAUGACCAAAGCUGAUAGGAGAGCAGUCUUUCUAACUAUAUACUAAACGUCCUGAUGAGAAUUAGAUGUUACACGUUGCUUCGAGUAUUCGCUACUAUAGAUCUUUUCAACAG
Molecule: messenger RNA, 1402 nt
Organism: Mollisia scopiformis
Lineage: Eukaryota; Fungi; Ascomycota; Leotiomycetes; Helotiales; Mollisiaceae
Product: glutamine synthetase/guanido kinase
Exons: 1
Coding region: 1-1335 (444 amino acids)
Molecular function (GO): glutamine synthetase activity
Source: RefSeq, a predicted model, not a curated record